AUGUCCCAGACGCCAGAAACACAAUCCAUAGACUUACAGGAUCUUUCAGUCAUCACAACACGUCCACACACCUUCAAGCAAAACCUGCACCGCGUGCCGCCUCCCAGAAGGUACAAGACUAGCAAGCAGCUUUUCACCGACGAACAGAAGUACUUGCAGACCAAAGACAUCAAAUUCGACACUCCUACUUGGCAGUCGAUAGGAGCGCCUCCUAGCUUGAAACCCAACAAGCACUACUGUGAUAUUACGGGGUUGGAGGGCAGAUACAAGAACCCAUCCAAUGGGCUCAGGUUCCAUAACGUGGAGAUCUACCAGGAGGUGAUACGGAACAUGCCCCCAGGAGUGGACCAGGAGUACUUGAAGUUGCGUGGAGCCAACGUAGUGUUGAAGUAG
This is a messenger RNA of Suhomyces tanzawaensis NRRL Y-17324, 393 nucleotides long. RefSeq lists its product as uncharacterized. Gene Ontology annotation, biological process: chromatin remodeling. The record is from RefSeq and is a predicted model, not a curated record. Bases 1 to 393 code for a protein of 130 amino acids. NCBI's taxonomy places the organism in Eukaryota, Fungi, Ascomycota, Pichiomycetes, Serinales, Debaryomycetaceae. The transcript has a single exon. Gene Ontology annotation, cellular component: Ino80 complex.